Aethalodelphis obliquidens (Pacific white-sided dolphin) is the source of this 1370-nucleotide messenger RNA. It is a transcript of the gene STK32B, whose product is annotated as serine/threonine kinase 32B. The record is from RefSeq and is a predicted model, not a curated record. The transcript has 12 exons. Gene Ontology annotation, molecular function: G protein-coupled receptor kinase activity; ATP binding; G protein-coupled receptor binding. Gene Ontology annotation, biological process: regulation of signal transduction; G protein-coupled receptor signaling pathway; protein phosphorylation. The coding region runs from base 1 to 1245 and encodes 414 amino acids. Lineage: Eukaryota; Metazoa; Chordata; Mammalia; Artiodactyla; Delphinidae.
AUGGGCGGGAACCACUCUCAUAAGCCCCCGGUGUUUGACGAGAAUGAGGAAGUCAACUUUGACCAUUUUCAGAUCCUACGGGCCAUUGGUAAAGGGAGUUUUGGGAAGGUCUGCAUCGUGCAGAAGCGAGACACUAAGAAAAUGUACGCGAUGAAGUACAUGAACAAGCAGAAGUGUAUCGAGAGGGACGAAGUCCGGAACGUCUUCCGGGAGCUCCAGAUCAUGCAGGGGCUGGAGCAUCCUUUUUUGGUCAAUCUGUGGUACUCCUUCCAGGACGAGGAGGACAUGUUCAUGGUCGUGGACCUACUGCUGGGAGGGGAUCUACGUUACCACCUGCAACAGAAUGUACAUUUCACAGAGGGGGCCGUGAAGCUCUACAUCUGCGAGCUGGCCCUGGCCCUGGAGUAUCUGCAGAGGUAUCACAUCAUCCACAGAGACAUCAAGCCAGACAACAUACUGCUGGAUGAACACGGACAUGUUCACAUCACAGACUUCAACAUAGCGACGGUCGUGAAAGGCACAGAAAAGGCUUCCUCCAUGGCCGGGACCAAACCCUACAUGGCCCCGGAAGUGUUCCAGGUGUAUGUGGACGGAGGCCCUGGGUACUCCUACCCCGUUGACUGGUGGUCCCUGGGUGUCACGGCCUAUGAGCUGCUGCGGGGCUGGAGGCCAUAUGAAAUCCACUCGGCCACCCCCGUCGAUGAGAUCCUCAACAUCUUCAAGGUGGAGCGUGUCCACUACUCCUCCACAUGGUGCAAGGGCAUGGUCGCCCUGCUGAAGAAGCUCCUGACCAAGGACCCCAAGAGCCGCCUGUCCAGCCUCGGUGACGUCCAGAGUGCACCCUACUUGGCCGACAUGAACUGGGACGCGGUGUGGGAGAAGGCCCUGAUGCCCGGCUUCGUACCCAAUAAAGGGAGACUGAACUGUGAUCCCACAUUUGAACUUGAAGAAAUGAUUCUUGAAUCCAAACCACUUCACAAAAAGAAGAAGAGGUUGGCAAAGAACAGGUCCAAAGAUGGCACGAAGGACAGCUGUCCUCUGAAUGGACACCUCCAGCAGUGCCUGGAGACAGUGCGGAAAGAAUUCAUCAUAUUCAACAGAGAGAAGCUGAGGAAGCAGCAAGGGCAGAGCGGCCAGCUCUUGGACACAGAAGGCCGAGCCGGGAGCCAGGCCCAGAGCAAGCUCCAGGACGGGUGUAACAACAACAUCCUGGCUCACGCCUGCUCCCGCAGUUGCAGCAGCUAAGCCACCACCUGUGGCUUCCAGCGGGACUGCACACACCUCUGCCCUGCCCACCAAAAGCCCCUCUCUGUGCCACGAUGGUCCCUGCCUCACCUCUAAUAACAUCAGAAGCAGAGAAGGAACCCUGG